This is a messenger RNA of Magallana angulata, 1172 nucleotides long. Its product is annotated as universal stress protein in QAH/OAS sulfhydrylase 3'region-like. The record is from RefSeq and is a predicted model, not a curated record. Bases 136 to 594 code for a protein of 152 amino acids. Lineage: Eukaryota; Metazoa; Mollusca; Bivalvia; Ostreida; Ostreidae. The transcript has 5 exons.
UAGGCCCAUUCAUUGAUUAGCGAAGCAGAUCGUUACAGUUGGGCAGUGAAAACUCUACUUCCACUAUAAACAUACGCUACCGCACUGUCACUGGUGGCAUUUGUUAUUUUUCAGUAGCAACAGUAGAAAGAAGAAAUGGCUGAGGGAGGCAGGAAAGUUGUUAUCGGUGUGGAUGAAAGCAGUUUCGCGGAGGAAGCGUUUAACUUUUAUGCGGAGAAUUUCCUGAAGGAAGAUGACGUCAUCAUUUUGGUCCACACUCCAGAACGAUACAACUUUGUGGAUGCAAAUCUGGGUACACAAGUGGACCGCCCUCAUGUACACAGGGAACUCCUGGAAGAAAUCAAGCAGAAAGUAGAAACUCUGGAAGACAAAUAUUCCAAGAAGAUGGAAGAUUGCGGCAUACGACAUGGUAAAUUUGUAAAGAAGCACGGAGACGCAGGGGAAGCCAUUAUUGCCGUGGCGGAGAAGGAGAAAGCGAAUCUCAUUGUGACCGGAUGUCGCGGCAUGGGCCUGCUCAGACGCACGUUUCUGGGCAGCGUCAGUGAUUACGUCAUGCACCACGCCCACUGCCCCGUUCUGGUGUGCCGGAAGUAACCCUUUCAUUCUUCCUUUUUUUUUUUUUUUUUUUUUUUUUUUAAAUUUUUUACCUCUACAUUCGAUUAACACAACGAAUGUCCAUUAAAUUCCGCUCAGAUUUACAUUUCACUAAUUCUAUUGUGAUUAACACCAUCGAACUACCAUCGAACUAAUAGCAAUAUAUGCAAUUAUAUUUAUCAUGGUGACGUGACUUCAAUCAAAAACGUAUCGAGACCUUGAAUUAUAAGGUCAAGAUCUAGUUAAUGUUAAAAAAGUGCCCACUUUAUGCUUGAUCCAUAGUGAAGUCACAAUUAAUUUGAUGGUGAAACAUUUUCUUGACAUUCCAUUUAAAAUUACAUAAAAAUAAUCGUGAUACUCUUUUUAAUGUAAUAUGAAGCUUGAGAAGAGAUAUUUGUUACCAGGCAUAUAUGAUUUUAAAACAGGUAGGCUAUUUCCAUAUGCUAGAUCUUGACCUUAAGCAGUUUAUAUACAUUUUAACUUUAUUUGUACUUUUAUGUCCAUCAAAACAGUUCGUGUGUUUUGCCGUUAUAGGUACCUGGUAAAUGAUUAAAUAACUUGCAAAACUUCAUUACAUA